GGGAAGCACCCACCCAGCAGACAGCUUGGGGAGACUCUGGGGUUCCAGCUAUGGAUCCUGGCUGGGGGGCAGGAAGUGGGAAUCGCAAAGCCAGUGGGUAGAGGUGUCCGUAUGACACGAUUGCUUAACCUUCCAAGUACCUACCAGGGUGAAGAAGAAGUAGCCCAGCCAGGUGCUGAGCUGAGGGCAUGAAAAUGGAGGAGCGCAGCAAAUGAAAAUGCAGCAGCAGCAACCACUGCCGCAGCAGCAACAGCCGCAACCGCAGCCGCAGCAGCCGCAGCAAGUUAGCAACUGAGCAAUAGAGUCUGACGGCUACUCAUUUCGCAGUAUUACUGCUUCUUGCAACCCUGUGAGGGUCAUGUAACUGCGGCGACAGCUGGUUCUCACUACCUCCUCUCUCUCCUUUACCCGGCUAACUCCUGUAUGCUACGAGCGACAAGAUGAAGAAGCAGUUCAAUCGGAUGCGCCAGCUUGCCAACCAGACCGUAGGCAGGGCAGAAAAGACUGAAGUUCUAAAUGAAGACCUUCUUCAGGUGGAGAAGCGCUUGGAGCUGGUGAAACAAGUAUCACAUAGCACUCACAAGAAGCUGACUGCAUGUCUCCAAGGACAACAAGGAGUAGAAGCUGAUAAACGAUCAAAAAAGUUACCUUUGACAGCACUGGCUCAGUGUUUAAUGGAAGGAUCAGCCAUCUUGGGGGAUGAAACUCUCCUUGGGAAGAUGCUGAAAUUAUGUGGUGAAACAGAGGACAAACUAGCCCAGGAGCUUAUCCAUUUUGAAUUACAAGUAGAGAGAGAUGUGAUUGAGCCACUGUUUGUGCUGGCAGAGGUAGAAAUUCCAAAUAUUCAAAAGCAGAGGAAGCAUUUAGCAAAGUUAGUGCUGGACAUGGAUUCUUCACGAACAAGGUGGCAGCAGACCUCCAAAUCUUCAGGUUUGUCCAGCAACUUGCAGCCAUCAGGUGCCAAAGCUGAUGCCCUCAGGGAAGAAAUGGAGGAAGCCGCAAACCGAGUGGAGAUAUGCAGGGACCAGCUCUCAGCUGAUAUGUACAGUUUUGUGGCCAAAGAAAUUGACUAUGCAAACUACUUUCAAAUGUUGAUAGAAGUGCAAGCAGAAUACCAUAGGAAGUCAUUAAUGCUAUUACAGAAUGUUUUGCCUCAGAUAAAAGCACAACAGGAGGCAUGGGUAGAAAAACCAUCCUUUGGGAAGCCCUUGGAGGAGCACCUGGCAGUCAGUGGAAGGGAAAUUGCAUUCCCUAUUGAAGCAUGUGUGACAAUGCUUCUUGAAUGUGGAAUGCAAGAGGAGGGCCUUUUUAGAGUGGCUCCCUCUGCUUCUAAACUGAAAAAGCUGAAAGCUGCUCUGGACUGCUGUGUACUGGAUGUGCAGGAAUACUCAGCUGACCCUCAUGCCAUUGCAGGAGCUCUAAAGUCUUAUCUCAGAGAGUUGCCAGAACCUCUCAUGACCUUUGAACUGUAUGAAGAGUGGAUUCAGGCUUCCAACAUCCAGGAUCAAGAUAAGAUGCUUCAGGCCCUGUGGAAUACAUGUGAAAAACUUCCCAAGGCCAAUCAUAACAACAUCAGAUACUUGAUCAAAUUUUUAGCUAAAUUGUCAGAAUUUCAAGACACAAACAAGAUGACCCCCAGUAACAUGGCUAUUGUACUAGGACCCAACUUGUUGUGGCCACAAGCAGAUGGGAAUAUUACUGAGAUGAUGACCACAGUUUCUCUGCAGAUCGUUGGGAUCAUUGAGCCUAUCAUCCAACAUGCUGAUUGGUUCUUCCCUGGGGAGAUAGAGUUCAAUGUCACAGGUAAUUACGGGAGCCCUAUACAUGUGAACCACAAUGCAAAUUACAGCUCAGUGCCAUCUCCUGAUAUGGACCCUCCUGAUCAGCGACAGCCUGAGCCAGCCCGGCGGCCCCUCAGUGUGGCUACUGAUAAUAUGAUGUUGGAGUUUUACAAGAAGGAUGGCCUUAGGAAAAUCCAAAGCAUGGGUGUGAGGGUUAUGGAUACAUCUUGGGUGGCCCGAAGAGGUUCCUCUGUCACCCGAAAAUCAUCCUGUACUCCACCAACUGUGCAGCCUCCUGCUCCACCUUCUGAUCUUACUGUUCCACCUCAGUCACCGGUUCCUGAGGAGUUACUUGACAUUUCAGCAACUUCUUCCCAUCCUCCAUCUAACUUUGGCUCACAAUCUAUGGCUGAGCAGACAAGCACUUUACAAAGCAAGGAGCUUUCUUCAGGGUCUGGGCAAAAGGAGAGUCAAAGCUCCACUCACGGGGUCCUCUGUGUGAGUACACAGCCAAUGACUACUCUCAGCCAGCCCCACCCAGAUCAGAGCCCUCACACACUCCGGAAAGUUUCAAAGAAGCUGGCACCAAUACCACCCAAGGUCACCUUCAGCCAGUUAGGUGGCAUGACUGACCAGUCUGCUGGCCAGCCAUCCCCAGUCAGCCUGUCUCCUACACCACCAAGUACCCCUUCUCCCUAUGGACUGAAUUACCCUCAAGGUUACUUAUUGGUUUCAGGCCAGCUUCCCCCUGCUACAACGCUCUCCCUAGCCACUCCUGUCAUCACAAGCACUUUAACCAAAUCACGGCCUACUCCUAAGCCUCGACAGAGGCCCACGCUGCCACCUCCACAGCCUCCUACAGUAAACACCUCUGGCUCUGGUUUACAGUCUGUGGACCACCUUGUUAUAGAUGGCAUGUCAUCUGGGGAAAGCAUGUCUACAGAUCUUGUCCAUUUUGAUAUCCCUUCUGUCCACGUAGAACUUGGUUCUUCACUCCACCCGGGUCUCCUGGAGCACAUGACAAGACAAUCAGGGACUGAGAAAAGAGACUCAGAGGAAGAGUCAGAAAGCACUGCCCUUUGACACUGCAGCUCCUCACCCAACACUCUUGUAUAUACACAUGCCCCCAGAAACACUUCAAGGAUGUAUGUCCAGUGCUCUUGCUAAGCAUUCUCCAUCAGCACUUUCUUCUUUCACUGCCAACGUGAAGUUGGACUUUAAAGAAAACACUGAUCUCCUAUCUAUGGCAAGUGUUGAUGACAUAGUGGUUUUGUUUGUUUCAGGUGCUUAGUUUAACCUUCUCUGAUCAUUUCCUUUUGCCUUGGUACCUAAGUGAAUUUCUGUCUUCAGUUCUGUGUGGAGUAACAUCUGACCCCUCUCCAUCCAGAUACUGCUUAUGUAAUAAGUCCUUGUUUCUAAAAGGGACAAGUUGCGCAAACUCUCUGCCAUCCAAAUAUAGGUCUAUUUCAGUCCAUGGAAGCCUACCUGUUAUUUGACUGCCCCACUCUUCCCAAGGAUAGAGAAUUCACAUCCAUAGAAAGAGCUGUUAGAUCUGAAGAUGGUAUGUUUUCCUUUAAUGACCUCAUAAUCACUUGAUCAUACCAGCUUGCUUAGUCUGGGAUCUUGUAAGCAUUUGGUUCACGAGGUAAGCUCAUGUCCAUCAACCUUGGAUCUCUCCUUACUCAAAUGUUAAAAUUGAAUAGCAAUAAUUCCGUGUCCUAACAUGUGGAAGUGGGACUAUUCCCAAAUAGAAUAGGCAAAUGCUAUAAGAUGUAUCUGCAUACUUUCUUUGAUGACAUUAAUCAUUCUGAUCAUUUGAUUACAUCAGUGACAGGGAAAAAGAGAUGAGGAAAAGGGUAUGUGAACAUUGACACGAGAGAUCAUUGCAGGGCAGAGAUUAAAAUUUUUGGCUUAAAGUUAUAAAUGGAGUGAAGAAUUAAAUUCAGGGCAUGCAUGCGAAGUCAAAGUUUAAGGUUUUAUCCUUUGAAAAAAAUAUAUACAUACUAUAAUGUUAUAUUUGUAUAUAUGAAAUCUCUAUAUUUGUUUUAUUUUAGAUGUUUCAUCUAAACUAAUGUACAAAUGUACAAUGAAAACUCAAAUGCUUUGUUAUUUUUCCCAACACAUUGUAAAAUAAUUCUUAGCAGGAUUUGCAAAUUAAAAAUGUUGUAGGCUUUGCACACUUAAAUGGCAAGUAUAGCUCAUUAUCUAGUUUGUAAAUGUAGUAAGGGGUGGGGAAAUCACCUUUAUACAUGCAUAAGUUGUCAAAAAAUAAUGUUAUUAAAAUAUUUACUGUCACUAAGUAUGGCAUACUUUAUUGUAUUUACCAAAAAAAAAAUAUGCAAGGAAUAAGUCUCAGAUUCAGUUUAUCUACAUUGGUGCCUCAGAGGAAUCAAUAGAUGUAGGUUUUACACCCAGAAUUGCAUUACCUAGCUGUGAGAUUUGGGCACAAAUUCUGAAACUUCUGUCCUGAUUCCCUAUCUAUAAAAAAAGGAAGAUAGAAUUACCUGCCCUGACAAUCUCACGGGAGUGUUGUGAUGAUCAAAUGAGUUUGGUCAAUGGUAAAGCACCCUAAAUAUGUCAGGUAUUUUCAAAUAUAUACUCUAUUCAAAAAACUCUAAAAUGGAGACUAAAGUCUGCUAGUCUUCAGUUGGCCUCUUCCUCAGCUAUGAGUUCCUAGAAAUAUUUCUAAAACCUUUUUGCUGUAGCAUUAUCAAGCUAAAUACUAAUACCUUCCCUUUGCAAAAUUAUCUUACAUGAAUCAAUACCCCAAGGAACGGCUAAUAAUGGCCAAUUGGUAGGUAGCCCCCUCAUUUUUAAAGUCAAAUAAUAAGACCAUUUUGCUUUAUCAUCAUCGGAAAAGGAUUAUGAUCACAAAGGAAAAUGAGAAUCUUCCAUCCACACAUAAUGGAGAACUUUUAGGGAAUUCUCUUGCCAGUGCUCUUCCUUCCAGUCAUUCAGCCGCACCAAAGGGAUAUAUAUAGCUGUUAGUAAUCAUUUUAUAUUAAGGACUUCCUAUCAUACACUCCAUUAAGUGCCUUGGAUAAAGAUAUUGGCAAAAACAGAGUUUCUUCCCUCAAGGAGCUCAUGUUAUAGGAAAUAACAUCCCAACAGUUACGUAUGUAGAACAUAAGCAGGAUAAUUGAAAGUUAAUCUCAGAGGGAGGGAAAGGAAGGUGGCAGGGCACCUUCCUUAAAAAGUGGAAUUUGAGUUUAGUAUUGAAGGAAGCUAUGGAAGUCAGAAGGUGCAAGUAAGAGGGGGGGAACAUUCCAGAAAUGGGGUGCCUUUUUACUGGCAAGUAGCACAGAGUAGGGGGACAGAGUUUUGGG
Molecule: messenger RNA, 5107 nt
Organism: Phascolarctos cinereus (koala)
Lineage: Eukaryota; Metazoa; Chordata; Mammalia; Diprotodontia; Phascolarctidae
Gene: ARHGAP44
Product: Rho GTPase activating protein 44
Biological process (GO): negative regulation of Rac protein signal transduction; regulation of actin cytoskeleton organization; signal transduction
Cellular component (GO): dendritic spine; leading edge membrane; intracellular anatomical structure
Molecular function (GO): GTPase activator activity; protein binding
Source: RefSeq, a predicted model, not a curated record